Messenger RNA from Scutellospora calospora, 193 nucleotides. The record is from the annotation of a GenBank genome assembly. NCBI's taxonomy places the organism in Eukaryota, Fungi, Glomeromycota, Glomeromycetes, Diversisporales, Gigasporaceae.
GCGGGUAGCCAUCGGAGGGCUAGUCUUGUUUCACAGUCGCACGCGACGACUGUUGUUUUGAGACGUACUUUGGCCGAAUGCGAUAUUAUAAAAAGCACGGUUCAUCCAUGUCUGCCUCGAUCUGAAGACAAAUCAGUUGACGGAGAUCCGCUUUGUUCAUUAACAUUUCGUGAAGAUUCCAUAAUAACUACAU